AUGGAGCGCGUGUGGGGCUCCCUCGCGCCCUUCACCCGCGCCAGAUGUCUGCAGAACGAGCGCGCGCUGUUCGACCACCUGCUCAAGGACACGGUAGGAACUCCACCCCUGCCGGCCCGAACUUCUCGCAACGGGCUCCAAUGGCACGCGCACGACACGCGCGUGAGCGACUCCGAUCCCGACGACGUCGUCCACAGCGUCGUCGUCGAACCCGCACCCGCGGCGAGCGGGGAUGAGGAGAAUGGCGCCAAGAACCCGAGGGUCGACCUGGUUCUCGUGCACGGCUUCGGGAACGGCGGCGGAUGCUUCUUCCGCAACGUCGCGUCGUUCGGCGCGAUGGGGCGGACGCACCUGGUCGACUGGCGCGGCGCGGGCAUGAGCGGUCGGCCUCGAUCCUUCCCGCCGCGCACGUACGACGAGUGCGUCGACUAUCUCGUGGACGGCCUCGAGGCGUGGAGGGCGUCGCGCCUCGACGAGCGCACGCGGAUGUGCCUCGUGGGGCACAGCAUGGGCGCGAUGAUCGCGACGCACUACGCCAAGCGAUACCCCUCGCGAGUCGCGCACCUCGUGCUCACCGGCCCGGCGUCCGUGAAGGACGACAGCGAUCCCGCCAGGCUCGCAAACUUUCUCCAGGGUUCGCCGUUGCGAAGGCUGGCGUUCAACGCUGUGGUGCUGGCGUGGCGCGCGGGUGUGACGCCGCAGGCGGUCGCGCGGUGGCUCCCGGCAUCCACCGCGAUGCGCAUCGGCGGGCGGUACACCCGCGUCCGGUGGCGGAGCGGGGACACGCUGGACGAGGACGGUCAGGAGGUUUUGGCUCGGUACGUCACGGGUGUGGUGCGAAUGGCGCCGGGGUGUUCGGAGAAGGUCAUGUCGGUGUUCCUGAAACCGAUCGGGCGGGCGCGGCGAGCGCUCGCGGCGGUGCUCGAGGACGAACUGGACGCGACCGUCCCGGUGACGUUCGUGUACGGCGACAGGGACUGGAUGUCCCCUAAGAGCGGGAAGGAGUGCGCGGAACGCAUGCGCGCGGGUGAGCGCAGGUCGCGGUUGAAAAACGCGGAAUUUCACCUGCUGCCAAACGCGGGUCACUUCGCGUUUGUCGACCAGGCGGCGCCGUUCGAGGCGAUCGUGAGGUCCAAGUGGCUUGGGUGA
Messenger RNA from Micromonas commoda, 1149 nucleotides. RefSeq lists its product with no specific name. The record is from RefSeq and is a predicted model, not a curated record. The transcript is spliced from 2 exons. The coding region runs from base 1 to 1149 and encodes 382 amino acids. Lineage: Eukaryota; Viridiplantae; Chlorophyta; Mamiellophyceae; Mamiellales; Mamiellaceae.